Molecule: messenger RNA, 1692 nt
Organism: Xiphophorus maculatus (southern platyfish)
Lineage: Eukaryota; Metazoa; Chordata; Actinopteri; Cyprinodontiformes; Poeciliidae
Gene: m1ap
Product: meiosis 1 associated protein
Exons: 11
Coding region: 1-1692 (563 amino acids)
Biological process (GO): male meiosis chromosome separation; meiosis I; spermatogenesis
Source: RefSeq, a predicted model, not a curated record
AUGGACAACAGGAAGAGGCAACCCAGUUCUUCCAGUACGGGGAGUUUGGUCUUUUGGUCCUCCUCGUUUCCCCGUCAAGCAGCAAGGGUCCUGAUUGUGGAGGCAUUGCCCCCCGGUUGGUCAGACACUUGCUCUGUGCUUUGUGAUGCCCUGGAUAACUUCCUGUCGCUGGCCUGCAGCCUGGAUGGACCCUGCAGGAUACCCCUACUCAGCCUCUAUGCCAUCAGCAGGCAGCAGGAAUGUCUGCUGCCAUUUGUGCAGGUCCGUGGAAAUUUAGCCAGGCUGCAUUCCUGCGUCGAGGAGCUGAGGUCUAUUCCAGGUGAAAGUUGCAUCAAAAGUGCAGCCAAAGGAGGCGAUCUGCUGCGACAGGCGGUGUUGGACAGUCUGCAGCAGUUUAAGCAGUAUAUCAGACACACCAGCACAGGCAACCAGGCCUGCAGCAACGCAUCUGUGGAGGUUACCGUGGUGACCAGCCAGCCGGGGCGCAGCGUGAUUCAUCAGCUGGAGAGCGGGCUGAAAGAAGCUGACCUGGUGUCACUCAGGCGGCUUCUGGUUGUUCAGAUUAUUGGAACGAAUGACUGGAGCCAGGACUCCCACUCACCUGAAGCCACAAUGACUGAAGACUCACUGAUGUUGGGGACAGAGGUGGACCUGCAGCAGGUGGAGAACAGCGUUUUCGCCAUGGAGACGGUGUUAAAGGCAUGGCUUCAGGAGCAGGGGGGGGAGAGGGAGCACCUCCACCUGCUGCUGCCCAGCCCCUCUGACAACCCGCUUCCAGUUUGUGUGAAGUGUGACAUGCUGGAGCGUCUGAUAAGCCCCGCCCUCAUCCCCAUGACCCCCAGCCUGGGCGUCAAGACAGAGAGCGUUCGAGACUUCCUGCCGGCGGUCAAGGGCCCCGGAAAUCAAAGCCCGACUCCUCAGAGGCUGAGAGUGAUCAAGGUCCUGCAUGCAGACGGGGUGUGUGAGAGUGUGCUGUACGGGCUGCCGCUGGUGAUCAGGCCCACCACCUGCUGGCAGCUGGACUGGGACGAGAUGGAGAACAACAACAGCCUUUUUCAUGCACUCUGUCAGACACUGCGGAAUCAAGACUUGUUCCUGCUGCUGAGGGUGGAACCUGAUAAGAAAUCCCCAGCUGGAGGUUCAGGUGUAUAUUCCCACUACAUCCUCCAGCCGUCUCCAUCUCUUUCCCUCCUCCUGAAGCCCGUCGCCUCCAGAGAGCUGCUGCUGCCUUGCUCACUGCCCGUCUCAAAUCAGGACCCCUCUCCUAAUGCCAUGCAGAGCAUACAGGGUUGCCUCUCUCAGCUGGAUGAGGACUUUGUGUUGAACCCUCUCCUACUGAGCAGCAACCUGUACCAGCACCUCCGGAGCAGAGCUCUGCUCUCACAGCCGCGAUACCCGUACAGGCUUCAGUCGGCACCCGCCCACAGAGAGCAGCCGCAGGCGGCAGAAAGCAGCAGAAACGCAGUCGGCCGACAGCAGCGGCAGCCUCCAAACCGCCAGCUUGGACCCAGCAGCAGGGUCAGGGCCACCGUGGCUCCGCUGCCCUCCGCCUCCUCCUGCUCCUCCUCCCUGCUGGGACCCCCUCCGGCGAAGGCCUCCCGCCCCGCGCUGCACUUCCUCAGCAGCGGCCGCCGGGCCCCGGCCCCUCCUCUGCAGGAAGAAGACAGUGAUGACUGUUUGAUUUUACAGUAA